Molecule: messenger RNA, 1167 nt
Organism: Toxotes jaculatrix (banded archerfish)
Lineage: Eukaryota; Metazoa; Chordata; Actinopteri; Toxotidae
Product: cytosolic sulfotransferase 2-like
Exons: 8
Coding region: 109-990 (293 amino acids)
Biological process (GO): sulfation
Cellular component (GO): cytoplasm
Molecular function (GO): sulfotransferase activity
Source: RefSeq, a predicted model, not a curated record
UGUGUGUGUGUUUCCUUUGACCGAAGUGCACAGUGUGUCAGAUAGAUAUAGCAUUGACUUUGGACUGCUUAUGAGAGUGCCACACAUACAGGUGAAGAUCACACCCAGAUGGAGCUGCCACCCCGGCCCACACUGUUCGACUUCCAUGGAGUCUCCAUGACCAAAUACUUUACUGACAACUGGGACAACAUACAGAACGUCAAAGCAAGACCAGAUGAUAUUCUCAUAGCUACUUAUCCCAAAGCAGGAACCACGUGGAUGUGCUACAUCCUGGACCUUUUGUAUUUCAGCCAGAUGCCACCUGAACGUCAGAACUCAGUUCCUCUCCAUGAGAGAGUGCCGUUCCUGGAGAUACAGAUGCCUGGAUUCCCGUCAGGAAUUGAUGAGCUGAAUGAGUUAACCACCUUUCCGCGCCUUAUCAAGACACAUCUGCCAGUCCAGUUUAUUCCCAAAUCCUUCUACGAACAGAACUCUAAGGUAGUCUAUGUGGCCCGCAACGCCAAGGACAGCGUGGUGUCUUAUUUCCACUUCGAUCGCAUGAACAUGGCCCAGCCAGAGCCGGGAGACUGGAAUAGCUACCUGCAGAGAUUCAUGGACGGAAAAAUGGUGUUUGGUUCCUGGUAUGAACAUGUGACAGGCUGGUGGGAGAAGAAACAGACCACAUCUAACAUCCUCUAUUUGUUCUAUGAAGACCUGGUUGAGGACACUGAACGAGAGCUCAGCCGGCUGUGCUCGUUCCUGGGACUGUCUACCUCUGCAGAGCUGAAGAGACAAGUUACAGAAAAAGUCCUGUUUGACAACAUGAAAAACAACAAGAUGGCGAACGGCUCCACUGAUGAAGCCUUUGAUUUUACGAUAUCUCCUUUUAUGCGCAAAGGAAAAGUUGGUGACUGGAUGAAUCAUUUUACUGUUCAACAGAAUGAGCAGUUUGAUGAAGACUAUGAGAAGAAGAUGAAAAACACUGAUCUUCAGUUUCGCACAGUUCUGUAGCUGCUCAUACUUAUUCUCACCAUUACCACUGUGUGAAAAUACAUAACCAAAAGCCAUGAAAGUAUGACAGAAAGAAGAUUUCGAUUUUUCUACAUUUUAUUUCGAAUAGACACAAAAUGCAGCAAGAAAUACAAGAACAAAAGUUCAGUGAGCAAAAUAAACAAAUCAAGCUAACAC